GUACCUUCCACACAUUUAGCCCCUACCGCCCACGGCCACCAUCUGCUGCUCCCGAAGCAGAGGCUCAGACAACGGCGUCAAGCCUGGAGCUUUAACGAAAACAACGGGGUUUCCCGUUAAAAGCACCACGGUUCCCAAGCCAUUGGAUUAGCUGGGUGAAAUCUAUCACUAAAGCUAAGACCACCGUUGUUGCCGCCAGUCCAAAUAAAAGUCCCAUAAAUCAGGACAAAAUGGUGCAGAACAAAAUCACCGAAGUUACCGGAUUCCAUCGCUCUUUUAAGGGCCAAAAUCCCUUUGAAACGGAGGAAUUUUCCAAAACAGGAUCCCAUCUCCUUGAAUCUGCCUUUAAUUUUGAUUGUUCCGCCCGACCUGACAUGCCAUCCAGCCAGCCCAUCGACAUCCCCGAUUCCAAAAAGAGAAACAAGAAGAAAAAGAGAUGCCGGGCAACUGACAGUUUCUCAGGGCGAUUUGAGGAUGUAUAUAAACUGCAAGAUGAAGUGCUGGGGGAAGGAGCCUAUGCCAGGGUCCAGACCUGCAUCAGUCAAAUCACCCAAAAAGAAUAUGCUGUUAAGAUAAUUGAGAAGAGGCCAGGACACAGCAGAAGUCGUGUUUUUAGAGAGGUGGAAAUGCUGUACCAGUGCCAGGGCCACAGAAGUAUUCUGGAGCUAGUGGAGUUCUUUGAGGAGGAGGACAAGUUUUACCUUGUGUUUGAGAAGCUCAGAGGAGGCUCCAUCUUGGCCCACAUUCACAAGAGGAGAUACUUCGGCGAACAGGAAGCCAGCAUUGUGGUGCAGGACAUUGCGAGUGCACUGGACUUCCUUCACAAUAAAGGAAUGGCCCACAGAGACUUGAAGCCUGAAAACAUCUUGUGUGAACACGAGCACAGGAUUUCGCCUGUCAAGAUUUGUGAUUUUGAUUUGGGCAGUGGAAUUAAACUCAAUAGCGACAGUUCACCCAUCUCCACUCCUGAGCUCCUCACUCCAUGUGGAUCUGCUGAAUACAUGGCGCCGGAAGUUGUGGAAGCCUUCAACGAGGAGGCCACCAUUUACGAUAAGCGCUGUGACCUGUGGAGCCUGGGCGUCAUCCUCUACAUCAUGCUAAGCGGUUACCCUCCUUUUGUGGGUCGCUGUGGAAGUGACUGUGGAUGGGAGAAUGGAGAACCUUGUCAAGCUUGCCAGAACAUGUUGUUUGAAAGCAUCCAGGAGGGAAAGUAUGAGUUUCCAGAGAAAGAGUGGGCUCAUAUUUCCUCCAGCGCCAAAGACCUCAUUUCCAAACUGCUUGUACGGGACGCCAAGAAACGUCUCAGCGCUGCUCAGGUUCUCCAACAUCCCUGGGUACAAGGGGGUGCCUUUGAUUGUCUCCCCUCAUCCAACUUGCCUCAAAGGAAUAGCAGCACUAAGGAUCUGACCUUCUUUGCGGGCAAAGCUGUAGCCAUGAACCGGCAACUGGCCCAGCAAGACGACCUGGAAGAACAACAGCAGCAGGACUCUCCUCAGGUCAUUACAGCCAGUUCCACAUCCAUGCGCCUCUCCCCUCCCUCCAACUCCAAACUGGCCAAGCGCAGACAGAGGAGCAGCCUACUGAAAGGAGCGCCCGUGUCUGCCUCAGAGCUCAGGCAGCUCCUGGCACCGCUGGUCAUUGUGGGGGAUUGUGCAUGAUCAGCUGAGCUGGGCUCUGUCUGAACAGUUUUCCAAAUUCAAAUGGAUGAAUGAACAAGUAUCUGCUACCUUUUGUGCAAAUCCCUUUCUUCUGCCCACUUCAAUGGGACCCAGUCUUUUCCUAAAUGGUAGUUCAGUUUGUGCCUGUCGCAGAUCCCGUUAGUUUCCUUAAGCACUGGUGCAAGAGCUCCAGCAGCACUUUUAUCAACCCUCAACUGUUUGGGAAACACCUUAAGAGCUCAAGGCAAAUGAACUGGACUCUCUUUAGGAUAAUGUUUGGGUUACAUCAGACAUUAGAAAAUUUGUCUAAAGGUAAAGCAUUAAAUACCAGCUCAGACGCCAAAGGUCUAAUACCUUCCACCAUCCCUACCUAAACCUUUUUGUGCUGCUUCCACGUUACAACUGGAUCCACUGUGAAUUUUCUCUGUGAGAGAUGAUACAACUGCAUUUUGUUUUUCA
Molecule: messenger RNA, 2117 nt
Organism: Danio rerio (zebrafish)
Lineage: Eukaryota; Metazoa; Chordata; Actinopteri; Cypriniformes; Danionidae
Gene: mknk2b
Product: MAPK interacting serine/threonine kinase 2b
Molecular function (GO): transferase activity; ATP binding; nucleotide binding
Source: RefSeq, marked provisional